AUGCAGAGCAUAGUUUCCCCUGUUGUUUGUCCCCAGGAUCUGCGGACCAGAGGAGCCCAGUCAGGAGGCAAAGAUGGCAACCGGAGGCGGCCACCAGGGGGCUCUGGCUGUGGGGAGGGGCGGGGAGGAAGGGGGCCAUUGGGAGUCCAGCUGGCCCUGCGGAGGGGGAGGAGGAGGAGGAGGUCGCCUGCCUUGGCUGGUUGGAGGAAGGGUCGUUGGAGAAGAGCGGGAUCCCCCUGCAAGCCUCUUGCCUGGGAAGCGAUCCUUGAGUUUGGAGCGUGGAGGCUCCAGGUGCCGGAAGCCUUUGUGGAGGUGACUGUGUGUUCCAGCGAAGGGCAGUGUCCGCUCAUGGGCCGCCGUCGGAGAGUCUUGUACAAGAACGUCAUGCAGGAGAACAGCAUGGCUUCGCUUGGUGUGAUUCCUGUCCGGGCUGCUGAGUUGGCCACUCACUUGGAAUGCAAGGAAGAGGCCUUCGUUCUGGAACUCCAGAGCUCCGAUGAGAACGCUGACGAAGGGCCAGUUAAACCAACCCUGAAACAGUUACCAAAGGGAGGGAUGUGGUGGGCGCGAUACAGAAGCCCUGUUGCGUACGCCAGUUCCGACUCCUCCAACUCAGAUGAUGAACUAGAGAGUGAAGAAGAAAAGCCUCAGCGUGGAGGUCAGAGGCUAAUGGUUACCCACCGAAAUUUGUUGGCCAGUUCUGAAGGGGACGGGUCCCAGAACCUCAAACUGAGACACACUUGUAAAAGUGGCCCCCAGCAGAAGAAACAUCCCCCAAACCGGGUCGGUGUUAUUGGCGAGAGCUCCGUCAAAGAAAGGGCUGCAGCGGGAGACCAUCGGAGCACCUGCCCAGACUGCGGCCAGUCCUUCAGAUCUAAAUUAUCUCUUUCGAACCACCAGAGGAAGCACACCAGGGAGAACCCCUACGAAUGCUCUUGCUGUGGAGAAAAGUUCACAGCCAAAAAAGUCCUGGCUGCUCAUCAGAUGAGGCACGCAGAAGAAAAGGGUUACAAAUAUCCCAGCAGUAUGAAAACCGCUUCAAAGCUUCAAAUAGUCAAUCCAGAAGAGAGACCCCACAAAUGUACUCAGUGUGGGAAGAGGUUUAAGGUGAAGUUCCACCUUGAACGACAUGAAAAGAGUCACAGCAAAGAGAGGCCUUAUAAAUGUCCCAGCUGUGGGAGGGGCUUCCUUCUAAAGGACUAUCUUAACAAACACCAAAAAAUCCACAGCAGGCAGGAAAAGUGUACAUCUCCCAAGACUGUACAAUUAGCAAGGGUGGAAAGUUCACCUGUUGCACCUAAAAAGAAACCGUCCUUGGACCCUGAGAGAGCCAUUGCACUGAACACCAGGCAUCAGAGAUUCUUUCUAAAACACUACGAAUGCCAAUUUUGCGGAAGAUGUAUGCGUGCCAAGAGUUUGCUUGUUGCUCAUGAGAGAAGUCAUAGGGAUGAGAGGCGCUAUAAAUGUUCCCACUGUAAUAAAAGCUUUUAUCAUAAGCAUCAUUUUGAGAAACACAAGAGAAUCCACCUGAGAAGGCAGCCAGAAUGCAGACCUCCCAAGAGGAUGAAACGGCCAAGCGCAAAGAGUUCCCCGUCUGAUUGUGGAAACUUCCACACUACAGAAAAUCCUUCUAAAAGCCCUGUUGAUAGGAAAAUCAUCCCUCGCAACCUUCACCUUGCUCAGCGCCUGAAAUGCCUGCGCAAGACAAAGAUCUUUAAAUGUCGGUAUUGUGGGAAACGUAUGAGCCAAAGUAGUUCUCUCGUGAAUCAUGAGAGAAUUCACAGAGGAGAGAGACCCUACAGAUGCCAGGAUUGUGGAGAGAGUUUCCGUCGAAAACACCACCUUGACAGACACUUGGUAACCCACAGAAGUGGGAAACCCUUGAAGCAUAGGAAGAACGUGAAACGAUUGAAUGUGAAGAGUUCCCUUCCUGGAGGAAUCAACACUAGGCAGAAACCUGAUAAGGACUUGGUCAAGGAACAUACUGUCACUCACAGCUCACGUUUCGCUAGGCAACCAGAAACCCGUUCAGAAGAUGAACUCUACAAAUGUAAGUUUUGCGGGAAAGUCUUGCAAACCAAGAAUUCAUUUCUCAGGCAUGAGAGAUCCCACAAGGGAGCGAAGCCAUACACUUGCCUGGAGUGUGGGAAAAAGUUCUCUCAAAAGAAUUAUCUUGGAUGCCACCAGAGAAGCCACAUGAGAAAGAAGCCUUUUAAAUGCUCAGACUAUGGAACAAGGUUGACCCGGCAAAAUACCUCCCUCCGUUGCGGGAGCCCUCAGGAAAGAAAGCUGCCCUUUUCAUGCCUGAAAUGUGGGAAGAGUUUUCAUGAGAAUUAUUACCUCAGGAGACAUCAAAAGAUUCACACUGGCGCAAAACCCUUCAAAUGUGCCACAUGUGGGAAAGGCUUCAUUCAGACCUGGCAUCUGAGGAGACACGAGAGAGUCCAUCUGAAAGAAAGAAAUCUCAAACAGCCUGCUGAGCCCGAGGAAAGGCAAUUAUUUCCCAGUCCUGCAAACGGAAACUCGCCUGAAAGGAAGGAUCAGAGGGAUCCACCUGUAACUAUCAAUGGGCAGAAGGCAAGUAAAAAUGACCUCGGUCAGCUGGUCCCACCAACAAAGUGUCCCCAAAAGAUUAUCCUCCAGGGCCUCAAGAAUGAAAAGGUCCAUGCUGGUCAACCGCUGGAAGAAUGUCUGGCGAGCCCAGUAAGAAAGUCUAAACGAGAAGCACAGCUGGCUGGGAAGCCGUGCAAGUCUUGCUUCUGUCAGCAAGAGGAACCAGGAAUGACACCUGGAAGGAAAUCUAAAGAGACUCUGACCUGCACGAAGGUAAAAGCUGACAUCAGUCUUCAAAGGAAGCCCCAAGUAAAUAUUUCCUCAAAUAUGUCUAAAAGGCUGCUAAAAAGUCCCAACUCAAGAGAAGCCGUUCUUGAUGAGGAAUCCCAGCCAACGUUCUCUGGAGAAUUCAAAAUGGAGGCUGAUGAAAAUCCUGUGCUAGGGAACUCUGUAGAACUCUAUAGAACUUCUAUAGAACAGCAGGAAGUGCUAGGGAAGAGAGCAUUUGUCUUUCCGAGUUGCAUAGCAGAAAAAUCUGAGCCCAUUGACAUCAGUGAGCUCCAAACAUUACCAAGGCUUCCCGAAAGCCAUGUCGAGAACAGUAGCCAACAAGUUCAAGCAACAAAUGAGCUCAAAGGUACCGUUGUUCACAACUUGGGCAUGGCUUCUGCCAAUUGGCAGUUUGAUGCGCAACCGGCAUCAUUAAAAACUGUGGAAAAACUCACUCCUCAGUGGAAGGCGAGAACCAGUGACGACCAGCAAGGGAAGGCAGUGAAGAGAGAACCUGAAACAGAUGCUUCUGAGGGAGAAGUUGGUAUUACUCCCGGUAGAUCGGAAAAACUUGCAUGUACGAUAUGCAAGAAGGCCUUUAGGAGUCGAGUAAACCUUAUGAUACACGAGGACUACCACACUAGGCAAAGACCUUUUCAGUGCAGUCAGUGUGUGAAAAGGUUCUGUGCUUUACCAACCCUUAACGUUCACAUGCGAAUCCACACUGGAGAGAAACCAUUCAAAUGCUCCGAGUGCCCGUUCCGCUGUAAUGUCAGCUCAAAUCUUAGUCGGCACAAGCGAACCCACACUUCACGACCAGAGGACCCCAAGCCUCAAGGCCACCCUCUGUGAAACGGCUUUUGGUUCAAUACAGUCUCCUGCUCCCACUUAAAACCCACUUUCGGGAGGAGGGAGGCACCUUUUCGAGUGCUUUCUGACACUCAAUGGGCGCGUUUUCACACACCAGAACUUCCUCAACCUGCACAGAAGAUUCAAACACAGUUCGGAGACCAGUGAAUGGCCCAAGGAGGAACAGCACACCCAUCCCCCUGGAGGGGAUUCCUAGGGUGCGUGAUCAGUGCAGCACAGCACAUGAAAGGUGAAAGCAAGGAUCUUGGGUUGGAUUUUAGCAUUUUCCCCCACUGUGCACUGAAGGCAAAGACAGCUCUCAUUUAUGCUUGGCUUUUCUUCUUCCGUACAAGCUGAGCUUCUUGGGAAACUCUGUGUAGAUCAGAUUGAGCCUUCCUUGAUAUUGCAUUUCAUUUUCUCCAUACAGCUAGGACAGACCUCUGCUAAACACUUCCUUGGGCCAGUGAACCUUUUGGACCUUGUUCUGUGCCCCAACUGAAUCCUUCUUCUUACACGUGGAUCUCAUUUCUCCAGUACUGACUGCAUCUUAUCGAUUUUUAUGCGGGUCUGAUGCUGGAAGAUCCAGUAAUUCGCAUUUUUAGCCAAAUAUGUGUACAUGGUUUUGUUGACGUUGAUCAUCUUAGAUCUCUAACUUGGCAGUAUAAGUCCCAGUGCUGAUUGGCUCAUUCAGAGAAAUCACAUGAUGCAGGCUUUCUUGGCCCAAACCAUUUUAAGAGGGGUGGAUAGAAAUUCAGGGGUUUGAUAUCUCUCCCCCACCCCAUGCAAAAUACUGCUAGGAGCCAUCCAUUCAGUUUUCCACAUUGCGACACUAAUUCCUAGUGCCAGUGUUUCCUCUGGGAAAGAAGAAGAGUUGGAUUUAUAUC
Molecule: messenger RNA, 4556 nt
Organism: Sphaerodactylus townsendi
Lineage: Eukaryota; Metazoa; Chordata; Lepidosauria; Squamata; Sphaerodactylidae
Product: zinc finger protein 624-like
Exons: 5
Coding region: 1-3675 (1224 amino acids)
Biological process (GO): regulation of DNA-templated transcription
Source: RefSeq, a predicted model, not a curated record